UUGUCAGUUGCCGGCGUAGCGCGCGUGACGACAUGACGUCACGCCGCCGGAUCGGAGAAGAGCCGGGCUGCUCGCAAAAGAGGAUCCGCCGGCGGCUAAAGAGUGUGGUGUAAAGUGAAAUUGAAGUUCAGUUGUUCAGACUGCACCUAUCUUUGGAAAGAGGACUAACUGCAUCAAGAAUGCAGAGACAGAGGAAUUUGAAUGGACAGGGGGAUGCAGCGGAUAUGAUUGCAGACAUGAGUGAUGAAUAUUCAGAAAUUAGUAAUGGAUGUAGCAAAGCUAGAAUUGGAACUCAGAAAGAAGCUGCUUUGCUUGCUUUGAUGGAAGCAACUGGGUACAACAUGGUUCAAGAAAAUGGACAACGCAAAUUUGGUGGUCCGCCUCCAGAUUGGGAAGGUCCACCUCCACCACGUGGCUGUGAAGUUUUUGUGGGAAAAAUUCCUCGUGACAUGUAUGAAGAUGAACUUGUCCCUGUAUUUGAGCGAGCUGGAAAAAUCUAUGAAUUUAGAUUAAUGAUGGAAUUUAGUGGUGAGAAUAGAGGUUAUGCUUUUGUCAUGUACACAAGCAAAGAAGAAGCCUUGAUGGCUAUUCGCAUGCUGAAUAAUUAUGAGAUUCGACCAGGCAAGUUCAUUGGAGUUUGUGUAAGUUUAGAUAAUUGCAGGCUUUUUAUUGGUGCCAUUCCAAAAGAGAAGAAGAAAGAAGAAAUAUUGGAGGAAAUGAGGAAAGUAACAGAAGGAGUAAUAGAUGUAAUUGUGUACCCAAGUGCAACUGACAAAACAAAGAACCGCGGCUUCGCCUUUGUAGAAUUUGAAUCGCACAGAGCAGCUGCCAUGGCAAGACGAAAAUUGAUUCCAGGAACUUUCCAGUUAUGGGGCCAUACUAUUCAGGUUGAUUGGGCAGAUCCAGAAAAGGAAGUUGAUGAAGAAACAAUGCAGAGAGUGAAGGUUUUGUAUGUAAGAAAUUUGAUGAUAUCUACUGCAGAAGACACCAUUAAAGCAGAAUUUAACAGAUUUAAGCCUGGGGCUGUUGAACGUGUGAAAAAAUUGAGGGACUACGCAUUUGUACAUUUUUUUAACAGAGAAGAUGCUAUUACAGCAAUGACAAUAAUGAAUGGGGAAUGUAUCGACGGAGCAAGCAUUGAGGUUACUUUGGCAAAACCUGUAAAUAAGGAAGUUAAUUGGAAACAGCAUUUAAAUGGGCAAAUGGGUCCCAAUGUUGAAAGUUUGCUUAAUUUUGCUUAUAAUGAAGAAGGGAGCCAGAGGUCCCUUGCAAGAUGUACAAGUCUUUCAACAGUUUUUAGUGGCCGACACAGCCCAACAUCUUCAGAGCCCGAAAGAUGCACUUACCCUUUGUAUCCUGGAACAAAACUUACUCCAAUAAGCAUGCAUUCAUUAAAGUCAACUCAUUUUCGCACUGCCGUGAUGCAUUUAGAGUACUACUGUUACAAGAAUAAUUUGACCCUUCCAGAAUAUUACUUGUUUUCAGCAAGCAGUCACGAUGGGAAAGUUCUUCUGGUUUAUAAGAUUGUCUUCCCAUCUGUUGGAAGUAACUCCCACAGCUACUUCAUGCCUGAUAAGCUGUGUACUUCAUUGGAGGAUGCAAAAGAAUUGGCAGCCCAAUUUGCAUUGCUGCAUUUAGGCUCCAAUUUCCAUCACAGUUCAGUGAAUGACUUGUCACCCAUUAAUAAUGCCUUGUCUUCUGGAUUGACAAGUGUGAUACAAUCUAGGCCUUAUUCGUACCCCAGCUACCCAUUAUCACCACCAUUGCCUCUGGCUAAUGGAAACCAUAUGGAGCAGAGAGUUUUUAUUCCCAACCAAGCUUCUUACUUCUGAAGGCCUGCGUGGUACUUUCAAAGAGAUCAGAUGCCUUUGUGUUUAUUUUUCUUUAUUUCGAAAGAUAAAAUUUGCAUUAACUGCUUUAAUUUGCAAUGUUACUUUUAAGUUGAUUCAUGUUUAGGAUAAUGUUGCCAAGCUUUCGUGGUGUUCAUAUGCAGUUGUUUUAAUGCACACAAUAAUUCCCCUUUCACACUUAGCCCCUGACCCAGGAUAUUGCCGACGCAACCAGGGUCCUGGCUUGGUGUGAAAGGGACCUGGGUUUGGUGCCCCAGUAAUUUGACACGUUGCUACCUGGGUUGAACUCGGGACCAACCCAGGUAGUCUUGAGUGUGAAAGUAUGACCCGGGUCACUCUAAGAGUAUGGAUGUCAUCCUUUAAGCACCGGCAAAGGCACAACCCAGCAAUAACCCGUGUCCAGAAUGCAGUGUGAACACGGUUUCAAGCAGCUGGACAUGGCUUGAAAUCAUGUUUAAUAACAAAGGUUGGAGCUGGGUUAUUUGGGUACUAGGGGUAUUAGUGAAGUGUUCUUGCUGCCUGCAUAUAGAGUGGCAUCAUUCACGUGGCAGAAACUUGCACUUACCGGUAUAUGCUACAGUAUGCAGUUGCACACAAACUUAUAUUGGCCUAGUUUCUUAAAGGGAUACUAAUAUAUAUGUUGUUCUUAGCCAUUUGAGUAUGCUAUACAGUUGUCACCCAAAUGGAUACACUGCCUAUACAUCCUAUCAGGUAUCACAGUGGGAAAAAAUACAGUUUAAUGCUCAGUCUUCACUAUUUAGUAUUUAUCCAGUAAUAUGACUAAUGCAAUUUCAUUUAUUGUUGUGAGUCCUUAGGCCUAAAUAUCACUUUGAGUCAUUUUGAGAAGCAUUAAGGAUAUGUAUCAUAAUUGUGCAACAGAUGUACUUCACUGAGCACAUAUGAAUCUCAAUAAGCUGUGAAUGAUAGGAUAUGGAAAGUGAUUCUUAUAUAAAAUAUUGUCAGAUUUGUAUUAUUAAGAAUAGAAAGGUGCAGUAACACUUCAGCAGUUGUAGGGACUUUAAUUGUUAUUAAGCAAACAUUUUCAAAGUGUUGCAAAAACACUAAAGGCAAUAUACAUUUUUCUUAUGUAUAAGCAUGGGUACACAUGCUGUGAAUCUUAAAUUAGGUCCCCUUCAUAGCCUUAGAAUCUACCUAGUGAUAGGAUAAUAAAAAGUGUUUGACAAAUCAUUUGGGAGCGUUAUCAGCUCCAUGAAAAAAUAAUGCUAUUCCAACCUGCUAACAGUUUCUGUGCAACCCAUGUCAAUUAACUGGGCAAAGUAAAAAAGCUAAAAUCGUUAGUAUUAAUAUUAUUGAUAAUGUCAUACCAGAAAUAUUAUAUCUUAUAUAAACAAACUAUUUUGUAUACAAUGAAUAUCAGUCAGGAGGCAUGGAAAUGAGAAUAUAGCACGUUUGAGUAUUGCAUAAACAAACACAUUUAUGUCAAGUGAAAAAGCAGCUGCACUUUGUUUUUUAUCCAUUCGCAGAUUGUAGUAUAGGAAUUACAGUAUAACAGUUAUAACAUUUCUAAGUGGUACUGCACCAUUAUGUAUUUUGUUGUGUUAAAUGUUUUUCUAAAUGUUGCUUGUUAAAUUAGUACCUUUAGGCUUUUUGGAGAUUUUGUGUUUUUAGAAACCACAGUGGUUCAAUAUUUAAUGUUUCCAUUUAUGUUUAUUGUGCCUACAUUAAAUGCAUUCUGUAUUACUA
Molecule: messenger RNA, 3554 nt
Organism: Pseudophryne corroboree (corroboree frog)
Lineage: Eukaryota; Metazoa; Chordata; Amphibia; Anura; Myobatrachidae
Gene: RBM46
Product: RNA binding motif protein 46
Exons: 6
Coding region: 180-1832 (550 amino acids)
Cellular component (GO): nucleus
Molecular function (GO): mRNA binding
Source: RefSeq, a predicted model, not a curated record